GAGCCUCCCUCCCACUCUCUCCGCUUACAGUAGUGCUAUCUAUCUUCCACUCGAAUCGCAGUCUCUCUGUCAGUAUCCACGAUAUGAGCGCUAUAAUGGCGCGAAACAUGGUACCUCUGCGUCCGAAAGGAACAGUUUCAGCGCACCUGUGCCGGGCUGUGUUUAUCGCCUCGGCUUGGAUGUCACUGAUGGGACCCGUGCGAUGUGACAGCCGGAGCGACGCGGAUCGUAUGCUUGACAGCGGUGGCGGUAUAGGCAUAGACAGGAGAGACGGAAUGUUCGGACAGGACUUGGGUGAUAAUGAUAUGGACAUGGAAUCCCGGCGCUUCAGGAGAGCUCUAUCCCAAGAGAAAGUGUCCCUGCUCAGCAGCUCGUUCGUGCUCAAAGGGGAUGCCACUCACAACCAGGCGAUGGUUCACUGGACGGGGGAGAACAGCAGCGUCAUUCUCAUCCUGACCAAGUAUUACCACGUCGACUCCAGCAAGGUCCUAGAGAGCUCCCUCUGGAGAUCCAGUGACUAUGGCACCACCUACACAAAGCUCAACCUGAUGCCUGGUACAACCAUCGUGGUCUCUAACUUCUAUAUCUGCCCCACCAACAAGAAAAAGGUGAUCCUGGUGAGUUCGUCCAUUAACGAGCGGGACCAGUUGCUGUUCAUCAGUACAGACGAGGGCUCCUCUUUCCAGCGCCAGCCCCUCUCCUUCACUGCUGAGACCCUCCUCUUCCACCCUAAGGAGGAGGACAAGGUGCUGGCUUACUGCAAGGAGGGCAAGCUCUACGUGUCCAUGGAUUUGGGCCGGAAGUGGACUCUAAUGCAGGAACGAGUAACCAAGGGCAGAAUAUUCUGGUCUGUGGCUGGUGUAGAUGUGGACCCUGACUUGGUGCAUAUGGAGAUGCAGGACACAAGUGGAGGGUACCUGUAUGUAACCUGUCUGAUCCAGAACUGCUCAGACAAGACCGUAACGGCUCAGUUCCUGGGAAAGAUUGACCACAACUCUCUCUCAGUCCAGGACGACUACAUAUUUGUCAAGGUGACCACAGGAAACCGCACCAAGCACUACGUCUCAUACCAACGGAACGAGUUUGUCCAGAUGAGUUUCCCUAAAUACGCCCUACCAAAGGACGUCCACAUAGUGAGUACGGAUGAGAGCCAGGUGUUCCUGGCCCUGCAGGAGUGGUACCAGACAGACAGCUACAACCUGUACCAGUCGGACCCGCAGGGUGUUUACUACUCCGUCGUGCUGGAGAACGUCCGCAGUGCCAAGCAGCCGGAGGAGAGCGUCGUUAUAGACAUACUGGAGGUGCGCGGGAUCAAGGGGGUCUUCCUGGCCAAUCAGAAGGUGGAUGGCAAAGUGCGGACUCUCAUCACCUAUAACAAAGGCCGAGACUGGGAACCGCUAGCUCCGCCUACUACUGACAUGAACGGCAAACCGGUCAACUGCAAAUCACCUGACUGUCACCUCCACCUCCACCUGCGCUGGGCUGACAACCCCUACGUAUCAGGGACCGUUCACACCAAAGACUCCGCCCCCGGACUCAUCAUGGGCGCAGGUAACUUGGGUUCCCAGCUGGUGGAGUAUAAAGAAGAGAUGUACAUCACCUCUGACUGUGGGAAGACCUGGAGACAGGUGUUUGAGGAGGAGCAUCACAUCCUGUACCUGGACCAUGGAGGGGUCAUCGUUGCCAUCAAAGACACCUCCAUCCCUCUCAAAAUACUCAAGUUCAGUAUUGAUGAGGGACGCACCUGGACCAUCCACAACUUCACAAGCACCUCAGUGUUCGUGGACGGACUUUUGAGCGAGCCGGGAGAUGAGACGUUGGUCAUGACGGUGUUCGGUCACAUCAGCUAUCGGUCAGACUGGGAGCUGGUCAAGGUGGACUUCAGAGAGUCAUUCCCCAGACAAUGUACAGAGGGAGACUACGACUCCUGGAAACUCACAGAUCUGCAGGGAGAGAAGUGCAUCAUGGGUCAGGAGAGGAGUUUCAGGAAGAGGAAGGACACUGCGUUCUGUAUCAAGGGGAGGAGCUACACCUCCGCCCUGACUACCAAGCCCUGCCAGUGCUCUGAGAAAGACUUCAACUGUGACUAUGGGUUUGAACGUGCCCAGAGCCUCAAAACAGAGGGAGAUAGAUGCUUCGCUGACUUCUGGCACGACCCAGACUCACCGCCUGACGACUGUCACCAGGGACACAACUUUGAGUCCAGUACUGGGUACAGGAAGGUUGUGUCCAACUUGUGUGAAGGGGGAGUGAACAAGCAGCAGAGCGCCAAGCAGCACACCUGUCCUCUGCUGCCGCCCAGAGGCCUCCAGCUGGGCAUCAAAGGACAGAUGCUGGCUGUGGCGCCUGGUGAUGACAUCACCUUCAUUGUCCACCAGGAGCAGGGUGACACCAGCAGCACUAAGUACCAGGUGGAUCUGGGGGACGGGAUGAGGGCCAUCUACCAGAACCUGACGGUGACAGACGAACCCAUCCAGCACCGCUACGAACAGCAGGGAGUCUACCGCGUCACCGUCAAGGCUGAGAACGUUGCCGGACAUGACCAGGCCACCAUAUAUAUCCAGGUCACAGCCCCUCUACAGGAAGUUCACCUAGAAGUAGUUCCCAUCGCCGGGAUUAACCAGGAAGUCAACCUGACCGCUGUGGUGCUUCCCUUUGAGGCCAACCUGACUGUCUUCUACUGGUGGAUAGGAGACAACCUGCAGCCCAAGAUGUCCCUGGGGAACAGUCUGAUAACGAGGUUCCCUGAGGAAGGAGAGGUGUCUGUCACCGUCCAGGCCUCUAACGGACGCUCCAUGGUGCAGGACACCAAGAACGUCCACGUCUACGACCAUUUCCAGGUCAUCCCCCUUGCCUUCAGCAGUAACCUGGACCGCCUCAACCCCAACAUUCCAGAGUGGAGGGAGGACGUGGGUCAGGUGGUCACCAAGAUAUUGUCAAAGAUCACAGGUAUCCCCCAGGUGUCCCUGGUAACCAUGGUGAAGCGGGGCCUGCCCACCACAGCUGACCUGUACGUUCUCCCACCAGAGAGCCAGCGUGAUAAGAGGAGCGUGUUUGUGGAUAAGCGUAUCCCUGCCAUCAAGCAGGCCUUCAACGACAACAACGUUAGCUUCAUUGUACGAGGAGGUCUACAGGUGUUGGUGACGCUAGCUGACCCGAACGCAGGUUCUCAGGGUGGAAUGGCAGGUCCUGGAGUCUGGGCUCUGUCUGUCAUCUUCCUCAUCAGCCUCCUCGCUACUGGAUCCUUCAUCCUCUACAAGUUCAAGAGUCCUUGGCUUAGGACUGAGGAUGCCUAUCCUCCGCUGUUUUUCAGAAAGCUGCCCGGCCGGAACGUGUACGCCCAGAUGCACAAUGAGAAGGAGCAGGAGAUGACCAGCCCUGUCAAUCACAGUGAGGACACGCAGCACAUCAUCCAGGGGGAGGAGUUUAUCGACGACGACCUGGACUCACAGACUCUAGGUAACGCAGAAGGUAACCACUCGGGCGUGGUGCUGAGCAUCAACUCCAGAGAGCUGCACAGCUACCUGACCAGCUGAUGGCUGAACACAGACACGCUAAUCAGCUAGCCAUGCUAACGAGCACAGGGAACUCUAAUCUGCCUUCCUCCUCUGUCGCUCCGUCUGACCAACCAAUCCACCGCUCCCCGUACAGAGGAAGAGAGAAAGCACCACAGUACUACAGUCUAGCAUUAGUCCCUCUCUGUCCUCUCCUCUCUGAUUCCUCUCCAUGGCCCCUUGCUCCCUCGUUUCCGUCUCUCGCUCAGAGGGACACUUAUCCUCCGUUCUGCUCGUCUCUCUAUCCCGUCCUCCACUGCGUUACUGUAACAUCGGGGGUGUGGGCCAACUCUGCUUUUUACCCAGUGUCCUUUGCACCCAGUGUCCUUUGCACCAGUGUCCUUUGCACCAGCGCCCUUUGCACCCAGUGUCCUUGUACCCAGUGCCAUGACUGCUCUGUGUGUUCUCAUUGGCUAAACCCCUUGGAGAAUGAUUGGACGCCACCCAGUGAGGAAAGAGAAAUCCGGUGAAAUCACAGAGAACGCCCCGCCUACUGGCCUGCUAUUUAGAACGUUCAGGACUGUAAGACUCGUCUUUCACUGACCCUCACCAGGUAGUUUCCAGAUACGCUAUACAGUGCAUUUGGAAAGUAUUCAGACUUCUUGACUUUUUCACAAUGUUGUUACGUUCCAGCCUUAUUCUAAAAUGGAUUGAAUAGUUUUUUUCCCCCUCAUCAAUCUACACACAAUACCCCAUAAUGACAUUACACUACCCCAUAAUGACAUCACAAUACCCCAUAAUGACAAAGCAAAAACAGGUUGUAUUUUUUUUUGCAACAUAGAUAUUCAGACCCUUCACUCAGUACUUUGUUGAAGCACCUCUGGCAGUGAUUACAGCCUGAGUCUUCUUGAGUAUGACGCUGCAAGCUUGGCACAGCUGUAUUUGAGGAGUUUCUCCUAUUCUUCUCUGCAGAUCCUCUCAAGCUCUGUCAGGUUGGAUGGGGAACGUCGCUGCACAGCUAUUUUCAGGUCUCUCCAGAGAUGUUCGAUUGGGUUCAAAUCCGAGCUCUGGCUGGGCCACUCAAGGACAUUCAAAGACUUGUCCCGAAGCCACUCCUGUGUUGUCUUGGCUGUGUGCUUAGGGUCAUUUUCCUGUUGGAAGGUGAAUCUUCACCCCAGCCUGAGGACCUGAGUGCUCUGGAGCAGGUUUUCAUCAAGGAUCUCUCUGUACUUUCCAUAGAUUUUUCCCUCGAACCUGACUAGUCUUCCCGUCCCCGCAGCAUGAUGCUGCCACCACCAUGCUUCACUUUAAAGAUGAUACCAGGUUUCCUCCAGAUGUGACACUUGGCAUUCAGGCCAAAGAGUUCAAUGUUUGAUUCAUCAAACCAGAGAAUCUUGUUUCUCAUGGUCUGAGUCCUUAAGGUGCCUAUAGUGGCUUUACCAUAAAGGCCUGAUUAGUGGAGUGCUGCAGAGAUGGUUGUCCUUCUGGAAGGUUCUCCCAUCUCCGUAGAGGAACUCUGGAGCUCUGUCAGAGUGACCAUCGGGUUCUUGGUCACCUCCCUGACCAAGGUCAUUCUGCCCCAGUUUGGCCAGGCGGACAGCUCUAGGAAGAGUCUUGGUGGUUCCGAACUUCUUCCAUUUAAGAAUGAGGCCACUGUGUUGUUGGGGACCUUCAAUGUGGCAGAAAUGUUUGGUACUCUUCCCCAGAUCAGUGCCUCAACACAAUCCUGUCUCUUUACGGACAAUUCCUUCCACCUCAUGGCUUUGUUUUUGCUCUGACAUUCACUGUCAACUGUGGGAUCUUAUAUAGACAGGCCUUUCCAAAUCAUGUCUAAUCAAUUGAAUUUACCACAGGUGGACUUGAAUCAAGUUGUAGAAACAUCUCAAGGAUGAUCAAUGGAAACAGGAUGCACAUGAGCUCAAUUUUGAGUCUCAUAGCAAAGAGUCUGAAUACUUAUGUAAAUAAUGUUUUUUUGUUUUUUUAUUUGAAUACAUUUACAAACAUUUCUAAAAUACUGUUUUCGUUUUGUCUUUAUGGGGUAUUGUGUGUAGAUUGACGAGGGAAAAAAUGCAUUUAAUCAAUUUUAGAAUAAGGUAACAAAAUGUGGAAAAAGUCAAGGGGUCUGAAUACUUUCCGAAUGCACUGUAUAUACAAAAGUAUGUGGACACCCCAUCAAAUUAGUAGAUUUGGCUAUUUCAGCCACACCUGUUGCUGACAGGUGCAUAAAAUCAAGCACACAGCCAUGCAAUCUCCAUAGACAAACAUUGGCAGUAGAAUUGCAUUACCGAAGAGCUCAGUUACUUUCAAUGUUGGAUGCCAUCUUUCCAACAAGUCAGUUCGUCAAAUUUCUGCCCUGCUAGAGCUUCCCCGGUAACCUGUAAAUUAUUUUACCGUGAAGUGGAAAUGUCUAGGAGCAACAACGGCUCAGCCACGAAGUGGUAGACCCCGCAACCUCACAGAACGGGACCGCCUAAUGCAUUUCUGUGCUUCAAACUUUGUGGUAACAGUUUGAGGAAGGCCCUUUCCUGUUUCAGCAUGACAAUAUCCCCGUGCACAAAGUGAAGUCCAUACAGAAAUGGUUUGUCGAGAUCGGUGUGGAAGAACUUGACUGGCCUACACAGAGGCCUGACCUCAACCCUAUCGAACACCUUUGGGAUGAAUUGGAACGCCAACUGCGAGCCAAGCCUAAACUCCCGCCCGACCUCACUAAUGCUCUUGUGGCUGAAUGGAAGCAAGUCCCUGCAGCAAUGUUCCAACAUCUAGUGGAAAGCCUUCCCAGAAGAGUGGAGGCUGUUAUAGCAGCAAAGGGGGGACCAACUCCAUAUUAAUGCCCAUGAUUUUUGAAUGAGAUCUUCGAUGAGCAGGUGUCCACAUACUUUUGGUAACGUAUUGUAUCCUAGUUCACCACCAGUAGUAGGAGGAUUGUGGGGUGCUGUCCACAGUAUCACCAAAACAGAACCACGCAAUGACCAGGCCAUAGCCUUGAGAAGUACAGUUUGGUAAAAUAGUUUAGCAGUGGAGAAAAGAGAGGUGGAGUUGUUAACACCUCCAUUACUACCAAAUAAAGAGUAGCAAUGUUUUUAAAAGAAGCAAUUUAUAAUUGUCUCUUUCUCUCUCUCUCUCACACUUCAAAUGCAAUAACAAUCUUAUUCGGGAAAGAAUGAGAUAGAGCGCCCACUUUAAAUCUGCAGGGAAGUUAUAUGAAGGAUAGGACGUGGAACUGGAGCAGUCUGAACUGAGACAGGGUUGCCUUUGUGAGAAGAAUGCAACUACCCAUUUAGGCACUAGGGGGUGGUGUUGCUCUGUUUAUAAAUCCCAGAUACAGGUACUUGCCGUUGAGCUAAAAUGAAGCGUGUGGGAAAAUCCUCUUUCAUUCACCAUUAUUGACAUGCAAUCCUUGUUAAUAUGUUUCCUUUUCAUCAUACAACAAUGUAUAAGAAUGCUCUUUAGUAAUUCAUAUUUUAAUCUUUUUUUUUUAAAGAUGAAGUCUUUGUAUAAUAAUAAAAAAAUGUUUUAUGGUACUUGAUGAGCAGGUUAAAAGAAUGACAUGUAGAAUGGUGUGUGGUUGUGUGAUAUAUCAGUACAUUUACAGCAUGUCCACCGGUUAGAAAGCAAUUGUUUGCCCCACGGUGCCUAAAAACAAGUGGACUCCUCUGCUCAUUUAACAUGAACUACAACUCCAGCCAAACCUCUCAUCAAAACAACAAAAUCACACAUUUCCUGUGCAUUUCCUUUUUUUUUUUUUAAAUUUACGAAUAACAGUAUGACCCCAAACCCAAGAUAGCCCCCGGUUCAGAGGUCAACGUGAGUUAAUUUCCCCAGAGACAAAGUCGUCGUCAUGGAGAUGGUGUGGCUGUCAUUAUUGAGCCUAUGUUAGGCAGAGUUACUGGUGGUAUUUCUCCCCAUAUAAUUUGUCUUGUGUACAUAGAUUUGUAUAUAUGAACAACCUCUCACUGUAUAUAGUCCUUCACGUGAGUGUGAGUAUUUUACACUGAUACCAAAACAUACACAGUUGUUUUUUUGGUCUCCUCCACUGAAUCCUCUCAUAACAGUACAACGACGCAGAGAGUUUCUCAAUACCAUUGCUUGCUUCUCAUGUAUCAGCGAUAUUUCAGUGUAUAGCUAAGUAUCAUAGACUUUUAGAUAGGCUACUUUUUUGUUGUAUCCAUUGUUUAACUGGAAAGGAUCACUCAUUAUCAAAUCUACAACAUUGGUAAGUAGCUUUCCUUCCCAAGAUGUUUGAUGUGCACUAAGGAUGUAGUCAUCUUGAAGAGUACAGUCUAGAGUGAAGUCGACCAUCUUCACACAUUGGGCCAUACAGACUUGCUAGGGAUGUCUUGAAUGAGACGGUACUAGUCUACAGACCAAUGCUCAGAGUCAAUCUCUCGCUUUCCAGUGAGUCAGUUCCAUUCAUGAUGACGGUAGGCCGAUCUGAUACAUCCAGACACACACUGGCCUGCCUGUCUGUUCUUCAUGUUCUUUUGUACAUAUAUCUGCUUAUAUUUGGCUUGUUCUUAGUUUUCUAGAGAUGUCUCGUCUGUUAUUAUGUCCACCCCUUGUUGAAGGGGGGGGGGUCAAGAGAAUCCAAUAUAUUUGUGAGGUAGAUUCACUGUUGAUGACUACGACCAUGUGAAGUUGACCUCACAGUUUUAUUCAUGUUUUUUUGGUUUGUUUGAAUUUUGGUAAAUAAAUGAAAAAUGUUAUGAAGUCCUCAACAGAAAGCGAAGCGCACUUAACAUGCAUUCUGGAAUAAAUCACUCCCCUAAAUCUA
Molecule: messenger RNA, 8265 nt
Organism: Oncorhynchus nerka (sockeye salmon)
Lineage: Eukaryota; Metazoa; Chordata; Actinopteri; Salmoniformes; Salmonidae
Product: VPS10 domain-containing receptor SorCS2-like
Exons: 26
Coding region: 84-3536 (1150 amino acids)
Cellular component (GO): membrane
Molecular function (GO): protein binding
Source: RefSeq, a predicted model, not a curated record